GAAGGCCUACGUGAAGCAGCGGAAGCAGCGGAAUCCCAACUCGACACUGCUCUUCGUAUUGCUGGUGGGAGACAACUUCUACUGGAUGGGAUGCAGCCCAGGGCGGUUCGAGCCCACCUGGCGCAGCGUCUAUGGAGAAUUGGCCGAGUACCCCUGGUUUGCCGUCUUUGGGAACCAUGACUAUGGCAAUGACGACCCCAAGUGCCUCUGCCCCUUCUUCCAUGAGCGGGUGCGCUGCGGCCCGAACAGCACCGGCACGCCAGGAUGUGGCGGCCAGGAGUCCUACUCCGCCGAAGAUCAAAGUUAUGCCUGCAAUCAGCUCAACUCUGAGAAGGGCGGUGUGGACGGCGAGGCGCGGACGAAUUUCCAUUCCCCCGACUUCAUGUAUUUCUACACCAUCCCGGAGUUGGACUUCGAGCUGAUCAGCAUGGACUACAACUGGUACGACCGCAACGGCCUGGGUGGGAACGGCUUCGGCCACACGGGCGCCGCGAAG
Messenger RNA from Symbiodinium sp. CCMP2456, 496 nucleotides. The record is from the annotation of a GenBank genome assembly. NCBI's taxonomy places the organism in Eukaryota, Dinophyceae, Suessiales, Symbiodiniaceae.